Molecule: messenger RNA, 585 nt
Organism: Alternaria arbusti
Lineage: Eukaryota; Fungi; Ascomycota; Dothideomycetes; Pleosporales; Pleosporaceae
Exons: 1
Coding region: 1-585 (194 amino acids)
Source: RefSeq, a predicted model, not a curated record
AUGCCAUCUCUAAACCUAACCCCCCUCACCUCCCUCCGCCUAUCAACCCACUACAUCCCCACCCACUCCCUAAUCCCCAACACAACCCCCCACAACCGCCCCCUCUACAUCUACCACUCCGCCUUCCCGCCCUCAACCCCACCCUCAACCCUCGAAUCCCACCUCCUUGCCAACAACCUCACCCCCCAGUGGCGCUACACAAUGUACACCACAACGCACUACCACAGCACCACCCACGAAGUCCUCUGCAUCUACUCGGGCCGCGCUCUCCUCCUCUUCGGCGGCGAAUCCAACCCAGGGCGGGUAGAAACAGAGGUGAAAGCUGGGGACGCGGUGGUUGUGCCGGCGGGGGUGGGGCAUAGGUUGGUGGUGGAUAAGGAGGGUGGGUUUAUGAUGGUGGGGAGUUAUCCCGAGGGGUGUGGGUGGGAUAUGUGUUAUGGGAAGGAGGGGGAGGAGGGGAUGGCGGAGAAGGUGAAGGGCGUGGGGUGGUUGGAGAGGGAUCCGUUGUAUGGGGUGGGAGGGCCUGUGACGUGGGGGAGAGAGAGGUUGGAGAGGUUUUGUAAGGGGGAGAGGAGUGAGUUGUGA